GCAGGAGGAUGCUGCCCUGGCCAUUUGCACGGCCAGUCAUCUUGGCUGCAGCAGGGGCACCAGAGCCAUCGGGCUCUGCUGUUGUGGGAGCUCUUUUUGGCCAGCCCCUGGCAGAUCUGUGCAACCAGGAUGGCAUGCUGCCCCAGACCAUCCAGGACCUGCUGGCUCUGCUCAAGGAGCACAGCCCAUCCACAGAGGGGAUCUUCCGGCGGGCGGCCAGCGAGAGCGCCUGCCACGAGAUCAGGGAGGCCCUGGACAGCGGGGUGCUGGUGCAGCUGGAAAACCAGCCUGUGCUGCUGCUGGCUGUCUUCUUGAAGGACCUCCUCCGGAAGAUCCCCUCUAAGCUUCUCAGCACCCAGCUGUACUAGGAGUGGAUGAGUGCCAUGGAGAAGACCAGCAGGCAGGAGAGGCUGGCAGUGCUGAGAGGGUAAGUGUUGCAGCAGCCAGCAGGGACUGGCACAGGCUGGGACUCCACUGCAAAGCAGUGGCCUGCCUGAAAUAGCCAUGGUUCCUGCAAGCAACCUCCUGCUGCUGUGGAGUUUAUGUUUGGGGGAAAAGAGGCACUGAAAAGCUUUACUCUGCAGGGAGUACUUCCCACAGGUGGUG
Molecule: messenger RNA, 606 nt
Organism: Pezoporus occidentalis (night parrot)
Lineage: Eukaryota; Metazoa; Chordata; Aves; Psittaciformes; Psittacidae
Product: T-cell activation Rho GTPase-activating protein-like
Exons: 3
Coding region: 9-368 (119 amino acids)
Biological process (GO): signal transduction
Molecular function (GO): GTPase activator activity
Source: RefSeq, a predicted model, not a curated record